This is a messenger RNA of Neurospora crassa OR74A, 1560 nucleotides long. It is a transcript of the gene tcu-3, whose product is annotated as copper transporter. The record is from RefSeq and is a predicted model, not a curated record. Gene Ontology annotation, biological process: copper ion transmembrane transport; intracellular copper ion homeostasis. Gene Ontology annotation, cellular component: plasma membrane. Gene Ontology annotation, molecular function: copper ion transmembrane transporter activity. Lineage: Eukaryota; Fungi; Ascomycota; Sordariomycetes; Sordariales; Sordariaceae. The transcript has 3 exons. The coding region runs from base 314 to 871 and encodes 185 amino acids.
GGUGAGCAUGUUUCUCUGACACAAACCCGGAUGAAGCACAAAGUCUCAAAUGGUGUAAAAGGGGCGACUGCUCCAGUCUUUCGAAUUCUGGGCAGCCUCUUCCUCUCCUUUUCGUAACUCGUUCAAUUGUUCUACUCUAACCAGGAAAAAGACGCGAUCGAAGCCAGACAAGAAUCAGAGCUGUCUCACACUCGUCUUCCCGCUGCAAAAUCCCCACCGCCAGUUGUGCCGAACACCAUUUCAACGACGACGACGACGACAAAAGACGUCAAUAUCUAAACCCACCAACAUCAGCCACUUACACGAUAUAAAUAUGGAUAUGGGCAUGGACAUGGGCUCCGGCACGAGUUCCGGCGCCAGCGGACACCACAUGAUGAGUGUCUUCCAGAACUCGAUGGCCACAUCUCUUUUCUCGGCAAGAUGGACGCCCCAUUCAACCGGUGUCUACGCAGGCACGUGCAUCUUCCUCAUCGUCUUCUCCGCCGGCCUCCGCGGUCUAUUAGCCGUACGCAACUGGCUGGAGUACAGAUGGAUCGAUGCCGAGAUGAAGCGCCGCUACGUCGUUGUUGCCGGACGAGGAACGAUGGCCGAAAGAAUCAGCAAUGAUUCACUGGCGAAGCCUAUGGUGCUGAGCAGCAGCGGCGUCGAGGAGAACGUCAUGGUCGUACAGAAGCAUGGAGCGGAAGGACGCCCGUUCAGGUUAAGCGAGGAUCCAAUCCGUGCGGCGCUUGAUACGGUCAUUGCGGGUGUCGGAUAUCUUCUUAUGUUGGCGGUCAUGACCAUGAAUAUCGGAUACUUCAUCUCGGUGCUCGGCGGAGUAUUCAUCGGCAGUCUUCUUGUCGGCCGCUAUGCAACACUCUUCGGUCAUUAGCAUGCAUGGCCUCUGGGUACAAAAUCUGGGAUUUUCUGGGCAUGGGAGUUUAGGUUUUGACCAGCAUCUUACUGAUGUACGGUUGUGUGUUUUAUUUAGAGGGGGUCUGUUCAGAGACUAGUUUUUGGGAGCAUGGACGGGGCGUAGGAGUCGUCACGAUCAACAGGAUGACAAGUCCCUAGAGAUGAUCAACAGUAAUCGUAAUGGGCAUCACAAGAUCGCCAGCGCUCAUUGUUCACAAGGAAGCAAUCGGAUAGUGCUGCGGCUAUGGCAAGUACUUGUACAUUUGGCGGCGCUAGUAUGGGCGACCUGCAUAAACUUGCUCAAAUCCACUCAACCUUGAUGGUCGGCACUAUGUAAUCUUUGGAAUAUCCCCACUCGGUCCGUCCGCUCCGUCCACCGACACCGACGACGACCUCCGGUUACAUAUCCAUUCCGGUCAUGCUCCGGCUCCGGCUCCUUGUCCGUGUAUGGCGCCGGGUAAUCCUUCUUUGUGGGUGCAUUACCGGCCCUCAUCACGUUGAAAUGCGGAACUCAUGAAACCUUCAAUCGAGCACCAAGUCCCCAACAAGAGCGGUGAAAAGCCCUAAACAAGUGCCAACUCAACCGAUCUUCAAGACUCGCUCGCAAGUCGUUUGUCAUCUUUCUUAACGAGGGUCUGACAGUAUUUUACAAUGAGUAUAUUGUAC